AGAAUUACUCUCCUGCAAGUAUGGUGACUGAAGUGCUACGGAUACUCUGUGAUCAGAAAGAAUGUGCAAUCGAAUGCUUAUAUAACAACACUGUGGUGGACGCACUUCUUCAGCCUAUUCAUAAUUUAAUGAAAGGCACUAAGCCUUCCAUAUACACAUGCCUGGUCUCCCCUGGCCCCACCAAUCACUGCAGUAUAGUUACAGUCAUACUUUUGACAGGUGCUCAUACAAUCGCUCAGUUUUCAAAAAAGCUUCUUGAUGAAGAUAUUUCUAUUUUUUCUGGAUCAGAAAUGUUGCCCGCAGUUACAGGAGCCUUAAUUUCUGUGUGUCGCCAAAUAUAUGGUACCUGUGAAGGCCUGCAGGUGUUAAUGCCUUAUAGUUUGCAUGAAUCUAUAGCAAAGGCAUGGAAGAAGCAUCACAAUGCUCUAGGGGACAUGAUGCUUUUUACUUUGGCACAGGAUGACUUUAGUUCCUCCUCUUCUGUAGGACACAGCUGGUUUAUUAAUGCACUUAUAACUGAAUUGUGGGCCAAUCUGGAAUGUGGACGAGAUGAUGUUAGAGUAACCCAUCCCAGAUCUACUCCAGUGGAUCCUAUUGACCGAAGCUGUCAAAAGUCUUUUCUAGCACUGGUGAACUUGCUAUCCUAUCCUGCUGUUUAUGAGCUGGUAGGCAAUCAAGAUCUUCCUAAUAAAGCAGAGUAUUCUCUUCGUGAAGUCCCAACGUGUGUUAUCAAUAUUAUUGAUAGACUUAUAAUUUUGAAUUCUGAAGCUAAGAUUCAUUCUUUAUUCAACUAUGAACAAUCACACAUCUUUGGUCUAAGGGAUUUUAUAAUUGAUGGCUUAUCGGUAGAGAGAAAUCAUGUUCUUGUUAGAAUAAAUGUUAUUGGUGGACCAACAGAACGAAUUUUGCCUCCCAGGAUACUAGAGAAGGGUGACGAUCCGUAUCCUUGGCCAAUGUUUUCAUCAUAUCCUUUACCAAACUGCUAUCUGUCCGAAGUUCCAAGAAAUGCUGAUCUAAAACAAGACAAUGAUCUUGGCAAACUUUUAGUACGCUUCAAGAUGUCUGAUAAACAAACUGAGUGGAUAGAAAACUGCCGAAGACAAUUUUGCAAAAUGAUGAAGGCCAAACCUGAUAUAAUCGGUGGAGGUGCUUUAGUAGAGUUACUUGAAAAAUUUGUGCUUCAUCUCUCUGAAAGCCCAUCGGAAUGCUGCUUCCCCUCAGUGGAAUACACAGCUACUGAUGCAAAUGUGAAGAAUGAAAAUCUUUCAUCUGUGCAGCAGCUUGGCAUUAAAAUGACUGUCAGGUAUGGCAAGUUCCUCAACCUGUUGAAAGAUGGUGCAGAAAAUGAUCUUAGCUGGGUUUUAAAGCACUGCGAGAGAUUUCUGAAACAGCAGCAAGCUCCCGUAAAAUCUUCUCUUCUCUGCCUGCAGGGGAGUUAUGCUGGCCAUGACUGGUUUGUAUCUUCUUUGUUCAUGAUAAUGUUGGGGAACAAAGAGAAAACAUUCCGAUUUCUUCAGCGGUUCUCCAGGCUUCUGACCUCUGCCUUCCUUUGGUUGCCAAGACUACAUAUUUCU
Hipposideros armiger (great roundleaf bat) is the source of this 1574-nucleotide messenger RNA. Its product is annotated as protein broad-minded-like. Gene Ontology annotation, biological process: non-motile cilium assembly. The transcript is spliced from 14 exons. NCBI's taxonomy places the organism in Eukaryota, Metazoa, Chordata, Mammalia, Chiroptera, Hipposideridae. The record is from RefSeq and is a predicted model, not a curated record. The annotation marks the transcript as partial.